Messenger RNA from Cuscuta campestris, 2065 nucleotides. The record is from the annotation of a GenBank genome assembly. Lineage: Eukaryota; Viridiplantae; Streptophyta; Magnoliopsida; Solanales; Convolvulaceae.
AUGUCAUAUAUGCUAAUUUUUUAUGAACAUUGAGCUACUUUUUUUUUUAAAAAAAAUCAGAUCUAUGCAUACGAUUUUUUUUCCAGAAAAUCUGCAUUUUUAGUGGUUUGCAUGCUGGAUCUGUGUUCUUUGGGUGCUUCUACACCUAAGCCUUGAACCUUUCUUGCUACUUUUUUUAAAGAACUGAUUUUAGAAGCAUGGCAUGUUUUUCGAAGCUGAUUUAUGACUCUUAUAUGCUGAAAAAUGGUUCAUCCAAAUUGAAACUACCCCUCGCUCAGUUCCCACAGUUCAACGCCAUCCUCUGUAGCGAGCAUCUUAUCGUCAUCGUCCUAUUCUCAAGUCACGUCGACGAUUGUAAUUGCCGGCCAUGUGCGAGAAUAGCCUAUCUCCGUACGGUCACGAGAGCAAACGAUGUUAGCAUCUCAGAUCCCUCAAGCCCUAGGCUAGAAAUUAAGGUAAUUCAUAAUCAAAGGGAGUCCAUCCCGUCGAUGGCGCGAUCCCCUUUUUCCGGCUCCGUCUUCGCUACUCAGCUGAGUCUCCUCCUGUGGACUGGCUCUGCCAGCUGUCUCUUGGGUUGGAAUGGUUCGGGCUUCGUGUUAUGGGCCGGCCCAAGUCCAAGCCUUCCCCGUGUGCUUGACCCGGAGUCUAUUGGAUGAUUAAUUUGGGCCGCCCGCUCGAUAUCGGCCCAUCAUUGAUGUAAUAGUACUUGUAAUUAUAUGAAUAUUUUUUUCUUUUCUCUUUCAUUUAGUUUUUUAAGUAUAAAAUAAAAAAAAGUGAUCUUGUUGAGCUUAAUUGUUGCUUUUUUUCUACUUAUGCUUCUAAUUAUCUACAUUGAGAGCUUUUGCAAGAUUUAUUGAGUUUUAGGUGGAAGCAUAGGUGUUUGAAGUAAAAAUCUGCACAUUAUGAUGUGAAAAUCUGUUUUGAAACAAGGGCUCUUAGUUCCCAGGUAUUGGUAUACUAUUAAAUUUCAAAUUUCGUAAGCCUUGGGUGUUUAUAUUUGAUCAUUUAUGGGUUGAAAUCUAAAAAUUAUGCACUUUUAAGGCUGAUUUUUGGGUACUAAUGGAAAAAAUCUGCACUUCUCAAUUUAAUUUUUGAGCUUAAACUGAAAAUAUGCACUUUGUAAGUUGUUUUUUUAGUAUAAAAUGUAUUAGGAAGUAUAAUUAAAUUAGGAUACUUCUUUCCUUUCCUACUAGGAUUAUUCUUUCCUUUCCUACUUGUACUUUGAUUACUCUUGUAUUCCCUAUAUAUAGGGCCAUAUCUCUCAAUAUUCAAUAAGACAAGUUAUUAUCAAAUUGUAUCAUAGUAUCGGAGCUAAGGCUCUCAAAAAACUAGCCUCUCUUUUUUUCCGACCGCCGCCCACCAUGGCAGCCCCGUCGGAUCCUUUGGCGUCCUUACCCUCCGGAGUAAAACUUUUGCUUCGGAGUCUCCACAACUUAAUCCCAGAAAAACUCACCGAAACAAAUUAUCCGGCAUGGUCUCUCAAUGUCCAGACAACUCUUUCAGCUAAUCUCCUCCUUGGAUGGAUUGAUGGUCAUGAAGCAGCCCCGGCGCCAACUAUCUCCAAAAACGAUAAAACCGUCCCUAAUCCAGAGUAUACCUCCUGGACCAUCGUUGACACACAGAUCCGCGCCUGCCUCCUAGCGGUCAUCAGCCCCUCCGUUCACAAACAUGCUCGCGGCUUCACCACAUCUGCUGCCCUCUGGGAUGCUUUGGCCGCACGGUACAACUCCGUGUCCACCGCUCAUGUUUAUCAGCUUCGGGACAAACUCCACACUCUUCGUAAAGGUACCAAAACUAUGACACAAUACCUUGAUGAUGUGGCAACUAUUCUCUCGGAUCUCGAUGCCUUGAAAGAAGAGAUCCCUGAACGUGAUGUGGUGAAUGCUGUUAUUCGUGGUCUUCCCACCGAAUACUCAUCCUUUAAGCAAAACAUUCGCAUGAACAAUACCAAUAUUUCGUUAAAUCAGCUUUCUGGAUGGCUGAUCUCCGAAGAAAUAAACCUGGAGAUGGAGAAUAAACUCAGCCUCACCGAGUCUACCAUCACCGAACCUCGCACAGCACUUCU